AUGGCGCGCUCAGCAACAGAUGCAACACGAUUUACUUCGACGACCCCACACGCUGCUACAAAACCAAAACCCGUAUCGAGAAAUCCAGGACCACCGGGAGAGACACCGCAACAGAGAGUCAAGAGGUUAAGAGCUGCGGCAGAUAGAGCUCGAGAUGCACAAAUUUCGACUUUCGACAAGUUUCUCUUGAGGGGAAGAGUAUGGGCGGAUAAGGCGCAUAGGUUUACAGCUUUCAGUUUGAUUGGACUUACAUUCAUUGCCGGUGGCGUCACAGUCUAUGCACUCGGAGAUAUGAUGGUAUAUAAUCGCAAAAAGCGCGCCGAGUUUUACGCAGAACAGAAAUUCAAAUAUGCUAUGGCACUUGAGAGUGCACAAGCUGCCGCAGCAUCCGGCACCGCAACCGAAUCACAAAUCGAGUUUUUGAAUAGAGAAAAGGAGCGGGAACAGAAAGUGAAGAUUGCGGAAGAGGCCAAAAAGAAGGCACCUGGAGCAUGGAAGAAGAGUAAGGAUUGGUUAUUCUCGGGCCUCAAGAAAGAAGAAGAGGGAGAUGAUGUAGGGACGAGUGAGAGAAGGCUAGGAUACGAGGCAAUGAGCGAAGAGGACGAUAAUCUUGGGGAGAGGGAAAGUGAUGUGCUAAGAGCGAUCGAGGAGAAGAAAAUGGCAAUACAAAAUAAGGCCAAAUCCGCAUUUGAGGCAGAGAAGGAGAGACAGAGAAAUGGUGGACCGCUGGAUAGGAUAGGGACUGACGGGGAAGAACAAAAGCCGAAGUCUGGCGGCUGGACAUCUUUCAUGAUAAGGAAAUGA
Botrytis byssoidea is the source of this 804-nucleotide messenger RNA. RefSeq lists its product as uncharacterized. The transcript has 2 exons. The record is from RefSeq and is a predicted model, not a curated record. The coding region runs from base 1 to 804 and encodes 267 amino acids. NCBI's taxonomy places the organism in Eukaryota, Fungi, Ascomycota, Leotiomycetes, Helotiales, Sclerotiniaceae.